AUGAAUUUUUUUCUCUGUUUUAUAGAACUUUCUGAAGAAGUUAUAGAAGUGCCAUACGUUGCAGCUACACAGAAUGAAGAUGAAAAAAUAAAUCAUGAUAUGGUAUUCAAUGACAAUCCGAUUAAUUUGGAAUUCGGAAAUACAAAACCUUACUGUACAGAUAAAAAACGAUCUCGUAUUAUGCAAUUUCUGAUGAAUGAAUGGAUACUUUCUAUAAUUUUUGUGAUUCUUAUCCUUUAUUUUGGUCAUAUUCAUCUGGCUCUGAAAUUUUUACCAUUACAUAUGAAAGUUUUAAAAGCAUCUGAUUCAUUAACGUGUCCCAGAAGAAAUAAUACUUAUCAAAAUCGUAUUAUGGAACAAAAUAAUAAAUAUUACUAUUCAAAUAAAAUAGUACCAAAUAUACUCGAUAUUAAUAUCAAUGAUAACAAUAACAUACCGAUAAUAUAUUACGAGUCAAAUGAUGAAGAUAUGUCGAAGCAAAGUUCUACAAUACCGAUAUUUCAUGAUUUAAGUUGUACAUUAUAUGAUAUAUUUCGAUAUGCAUUUAUUAAAUUUUUAUGUUGGAAAGAUGACAUCCGUAAUAUUAUUCCAACUGAACUUCAAAAUGAAAAAGCUGAUAUGUCAAUGAAUUAUGCUGAUGAAAAAGCAGAUCAAACAUUAUCAUGUAUUAAAAAAUUCUUUUUGGAUAUUAUCAAUAUUCGACAAUUAAAGAAAAAAAAUCUUACAAACGAACAAUGUAUUUCACGUACAUUAUCAUUAGAUACAUCGUUUGAUCAAAUAUUACAAACUGAACGAGAAAAUUUGAAUAAAAAUGAAGUUACUGCUCAAAAACUUAUACCUUCUGUUCGUUCAACGAAUAUAGACAUAUUUAAUAUACAUAAGAUAUCGAAAAAAUAA
Molecule: messenger RNA, 897 nt
Organism: Rotaria sp. Silwood1
Lineage: Eukaryota; Metazoa; Rotifera; Eurotatoria; Philodinida; Philodinidae
Source: the annotation of a GenBank genome assembly